AUGUCGACCGUCGAUAGUUGGCCCACACGCGCCGACCUCUUCUACGUCACCGUUAGAUUCUACGGCCAUCUUUUCUGCGAACAAGACGCGGCGUAUCGGUUUCUUACCACGGACGCGACAACGUACCAUCCAGCGAUUUUCAAGCCAGACGACCAAGGCGACUACUUCGCCUGUCUAAGAUCUGACGGUGUACUAGCCGAACACACAGCACUUGACCUCAACAGUGUACCCAGCAACGUCGGCGACGCUCCCGUAGCAGCGUAA
This is a messenger RNA of Pyrenophora tritici-repentis Pt-1C-BFP, 264 nucleotides long. Lineage: Eukaryota; Fungi; Ascomycota; Dothideomycetes; Pleosporales; Pleosporaceae. The record is from RefSeq and is a predicted model, not a curated record.